GGCCCCGGGGGGGCGGGGCGGGGCAGCCGUACGGCACGGCGGCGACUCUACUUGGGCCUGGCCGCGCUGCGCAUGAGCAUUCGGCGCGGCGCGGCCGGGCUUGCGCUGCGGGGGACGCGCGGCCGCGGGCCGGGCCGCUCCAUGGCCAAGCGGCGCGCCGAGCCGUUGGUGUGUCACGUGCCCUUCAAACGCCGCCUGCCCGAGCCGCCGCCGCGCGCCGCCGCGCCCGAGCGGCGCCCGCGGGCCGAGGCGGCGAGCGCCGCCCCGAAGCGGCAGCUGGAGGAGGCCGAGGCGCCGCCGGGGAAGCGGCCCGGGCUGCGGGGCGGAAGCCCGCGGGCGGAGCAGGGCGAGGCGGCGGGCCGGCGGCGGCGGCGCGGGGGGCCGGCGGCGCCGGAGGAAUCGCAGGCGGCGGCAGGAGGCGCUGGGGACCGCGGCAAGGAGCGGGCCGCCGCCGCCGAGCAGGAAGAAGAAUUUUGUCAGUAUAACUCAUUCCUGUAUUGGAGAGUACCAUUGCCUACUCUUGAUUUGUCUGACAUUCAGGAUCUAGAUGGAGAGACUGUGCCGGAAACUAAAACUCCUUCAAGGACUGAUAUCAUGGAGACUGAAAUGGAGACCUGAUCAGUUAUUUCAUAGCUAUACAUCUACUUGCAGGAAGUAAGCUUUUCUACCUGGGAGAACAAUUAUAGCAUGUUUCUGACUUCUUGAAGAAACAGCAUAUGCGAGUCUGCAAAAGCGAGAUUGAGUUGUCUAAGUUGAUGGAAGAAUCACUCUUAGAUACUUACCAGUAAGCUGGCUGGAGAGGUAAAUUUAUCUAUCCAGUGGUGAGGAUGCUGUGCUUGUCCAACAAGAAUGCUUGAAAACAUGGAGGCAAACUAAAAGAAAACUACCAAAAAUCGUAACUGGAUGCUAUUUUAAGCAGCUUGAUAUGUAACAUAUGGGAAAGAAAUUGAAAGUCAUUUCAUCUGUCCUGAACAAAAAGUUGUAAUUGUGAUAUAUGAAAGUGAAAUCUUUAUCUUGUGGAUCUAUUUUAAAACACACUUUCCCCAAAACUGUUUUUCCUAGUGCAUUUUUUCCCUUUAAUACCUAAACCAAAAAAUAAGAGCCCACGAAAACCAAACUGAACAUUCCCUUUUCUGUGCAAACCAAAAACAGCUGUGGUGGGGAGGGGGAAGGAAAAGAGAUUCUUUUCUUCUGCAAGCUGUUGCUGUUCUAAAAGUUGCUUCACAGUCUCCUAGUGAUCACUUAAAGCAGCGAGCAGCUAGCUUUUGGGGUUUUGGUCCAUUCUUGAGUUAAUGGUAUUCCUAUUCUUUGUGACAUUAGCUCUGAACCAAUUAGUGAUGAAAUGGCAGGCAUGUGCAAAGCUGUCAAGAAAAGAUACUGCAGUGUAAAAUUACCACGUAUGCUUUUUCAAAUUAAACGACUGAGGUCCAGUUUUUGCAGAGACUAAAGGUCUUGCAGGGCUUUUUUUUUUUUUUUACACAAGUUCGAUGAAUUAGUAGAUUUUUGUUGUGAAUUAUGAAGUUAAUGCUUAUCUUUUUUUAUUUAUUUUACAAAUACUUGUCUUCAAUAAUAGACUGAAAUAUAAAGUUGUACUGGCAGACUAUCAGACCUUGCAAAUAUGAUUUGUAUUUAAGUAUAGUGAAUACGUCUGGGAUUUUUGUUGGGAUCAUCUCUGAAUAAGGCAAUUUGUGAAUUUUUAAUAAUGUGUUUGUUAAAGAACAAUAAAGUUUUGCCUUUGUGUA
Messenger RNA from Dromaius novaehollandiae (emu), 1742 nucleotides. RefSeq lists its product as uncharacterized. The transcript has 2 exons. Lineage: Eukaryota; Metazoa; Chordata; Aves; Casuariiformes; Dromaiidae. The record is from RefSeq and is a predicted model, not a curated record. The coding region runs from base 73 to 618 and encodes 181 amino acids.